Protopterus annectens (West African lungfish) is the source of this 6140-nucleotide messenger RNA. It is a transcript of the gene PTPRM, whose product is annotated as protein tyrosine phosphatase receptor type M. Gene Ontology annotation, biological process: protein dephosphorylation. Gene Ontology annotation, molecular function: protein tyrosine phosphatase activity; protein binding. NCBI's taxonomy places the organism in Eukaryota, Metazoa, Chordata, Ceratodontiformes, Protopteridae. Bases 852 to 5501 code for a protein of 1549 amino acids. Gene Ontology annotation, cellular component: membrane. The transcript has 36 exons. The record is from RefSeq and is a predicted model, not a curated record.
ACACACAGUUUGAAAUGCCCACCCCAGCAACCGUAUCCCCAAAUCUGUCACAGAAUACCUAAAAUAAGGCACAGAAAGACUUAAAAGAAACAUUUUCUAAAAAUAAAUAGAUAAAAAUAAGGAAUGCACAAUAUAAAUCCUAAAAUGGAAAUUGGCAGAGGAAUUUGAGCUGGAAAGCUAUUGAGAUGAAACUGGCAAAUGACUACAGUAUAACUGGUAGCGGAUUGUCGGCAAUUCCCCCGUUAUUUGCGGUGGUCCCGUCUCUUAUCCUGCCCUUUCACGCUCUUUUCUCGUGUCCACUGCGAUGUUCCCGGUCUUGUGCUCAUCAGAAGCAUUUUCCCACGCGCUGGAGCAACACCAGCUCUCAUCGUGUUGCCCUUCAGUAUCUGUUUCGGUGGCUGCCUCGGACGGUACGCGAACGCGGCGACUGUCUGGCAGUGUCACGACUGGACUAGUGCGUUGCGCUCUGUAUUAUAAGCCCAGCAGCAGCAACCUUCCUCCGUUGGAAAGGCCGAACUGGUGGUCAGUGCGCCCCCUGGUGGUUUCCAGCCGUCUGACAUGCCUGACGUCAGGACUGCCCUGUCAGUGGGAUAACAGGGAGCGGGGAAGAGCUCGCUAGCGCGGAAAGUGGAGUCGGGCAAGCUGUGGCCACCAGUACAGAGCGCAGGGAAGUGACCUGCCCAGGAGAAGGAGAGAUAUCGCUGGGGCACCGCAACUUGUUCCACAGUUCCGACCGGUAGCACUCUAGGCGGAUUUACGUUUCUGGAAGAUCUUGGAGUUUGAAGGAGAUUUUUGGACCCAUCCUGAAGCACUCCGGGGACGGGACUCUCAUGUAGGGAAGAAGGAAAACCAUGGCCUUCGGAAGUUUCCUACCGAUUGUUUUGUGCCUGUCAUGUACGCUGGUCAAGGUUUCAAGAGAACUAUUCACAGGAAGCUGUUCGUUUGAUGAACCAUACAGCAAAUGUGGAUACAGCCAAGCAGAAGAUGACGACUUUGACUGGGUGCAAGUGACUGAAAGACAUUCCUCUGGCCAAUGGAUGCCAUCAGGGACCUUCAUAGUGGCAAACACUUCUGGGAGAUACUCUGGGCAGCGUGCUCGCCUUUUAAUGCCUCAGUUGAAAGAAAACGACACCCACUGUGUCAGCUUUAAAUACUAUGUGUUUGCCAGAGAAGGAGCAAAUCCAGGAUCAAUUAAUAUUUAUGUGAAAGAAAAUAAUGUCUCUCAGGGAAGCCCUGUUUGGAAUAUUUCUGGAGCCGCUGCGGACACAAAAAAUAAAGGAGAGCUGGCAGUCAGCAUAUUUUGGCGCAGUGGUUAUCAGGUUAUAUUUGAGGUGGUCACAUCAGGUCAGCAUGGAUACAUUGCUCUCGAUGAUGUAGUUGUUCUGGGACACCCAUGUACCAUGAGCCCUCAUUUCAUUCGUCUCCGUAAUGUAGAAGUGAAUGCUAGACAGACUGCAAAUUUUCAGUGCCAGGCCAGUGGAGAAACGUCAGAGGACAACAGGCUUUGGCUUCAGGGAAUUAAUGGGAGAAGUAUCCCCAGCAAAGAAGUGAAAAUAGAUGGUAACAAGAGACGAUUUAUUGCAGAGUUUGAUGUCGUUAACACAACAAAGCAAGAUGCAGGAGGUUAUCGAUGUGUGAUCCACACAGUGCAGGGUGGAGUCGGAGUGUCAAAUUACGCACAGCUGAUAAUAAAAGAGCCACCUGUUCCAAUUGCUCCACCUCAACUUUUUGCAGUUGGUGCGACCUACUUGUGGAUACAGUUAAAUGCCAAUUCUAUUAACGGAGAUGGCCCUAUUACUGACCGGGAUGUGGAAUAUCGAUCGGUAACUGGAAACUGGUAUGACAAGCAGCCUGUAGACUCUACCCAAUACAAAAUCGGUCACCUUGAUCCAGACACAGAGUAUGAAAUUAGCGUAUUGCUCACAAGACCAGGAAUUGGUGGCACUGGAUCUCCUGGUCCUGCACUGCGGACCAAAACUAAGUGUGCUGAACCCAAACAUGGGCCAAGAAACAUAGAAGUUAUGGCGAUUCGGUCUAAUCAAAUUACCAUCCAGUGGGAACCAUUUGGAUACAAUGUGACACAAUGUCACAGCUACAACCUCACUGUUCAAUACCAGUACCAAGUGGGAGGACAGGAGAAAGUCCAAGAAAAAGUCCUCUGGGAUUCCAGAAGUUAUUCCAGAAAUGAUCGCUUUCAGUAUGUUAUUCAGGACCUCUCACCUUACACAAAUGUCAGUGUUAAACUGAGCCUGAUGAAUCCAGAAGGACGUAAAGAAAGUCAGGAAUUAGUGGUCCUGACAGAUGAAGAUGUUCCUGGUCCUGUCCCUGUGGAAUCUAUUCAGGGAACCACCUAUGAAGAAAAGAUUUCUCUGCAGUGGAGUGAACCAAUUCAGACAUAUGGUGUAAUAACACGAUAUGAGAUCACCUACAAGGCUGAAAGUUCCCUUGACCCUGGAAUAAAUUUAUCUAAUCAGAGUGGAAGAGUGUUUAAACUGGGAAAUGACACACGACACAUGUUUGUCGCCUUGUACCCCGGGACUACUUAUUCCUUUAACAUCAAGGCCAGCACAGCAAAAGGAUUUGGACAUUCUAGCACAAAAAGAUUUACCACAAACAUAUCAGCGCCGUCUAUGCCUGCCUAUGAUCUGGAUACCCCUUUGAAUCAGACUGACACAACUGUGACAAUCAUGUUAAAGCCAGCACAGAGCAGAGGAGCGCCUGUCAGUGUCUAUCAGAUUGUGGUGGAGGAAGAACGACCUCGUAGGGCAAAAAAGGCUACUGAAAUCCUUAAGUGUUACCCAGUACCUAUUCACUUCCAGAAUGCGACCCUUCUGAAUUCUGCUUACUACUUUGCAGCAGAGUUCCCACAGACCAGUCUCCACGCAGCUCAGCCUUUCACCAUAGGAGACAACCGAACCUACAGUGGAUACUGGAAUGUUCCUCUUCUUCCAAACAAAAGCUACAGCAUUCAUUUUCAGGCUGUUAGCAGGGCAAAUGAGGAAACCAAAAUUGAUUGUGUUCUGGUGGCCAGCAAAGCUGCGAUAAUUGCGACUCAGCUUACAACACCAUACAUACGCAUCGCCCCUGCUGCAGGCGACAGCCAACUAACAGGAGCUACAACUCAUAAAACAGAUACAGCAGAACCUAGGAAGCCAUCGGACCACACUGUCAAAAUUGCUGGAUUCAUUGCUGGGAUGCUUCUGUUCGUGAUCAUUUUACUAGGGGUUAUAUUAUUCAUGAAGAAAAGAAAACUGUCAAAAAAGAGGAAAGAGACUUUGAACAGUACCCGUCAGGAGAUGACUGUAAUGGUGAGCUCUAUGGAUAAAAGUUACACCGAACAAGGCACCAACUGUGAUGAGGCUUUUUCCUUCAUGGAGAAUCACAACAUAAAUGGCAGACAGGAUCCCAGAACAGAUCUCUGCCCUGCAGAUCCUUCACUGAAGAUAACUAAAGUGGAUGUAGAUGCUGUGUCAUCACCGUCUUCCUUCACCAUGAAAACAAGUACCCUCAGCACAACAGUACCUACCUCCUAUUAUCCAGAUCCAUUUGUCCCAACUGCAAUCUUAGUGCCAAUAAAUGAUGAGAACCACUCGAUUAUCAGCGACUCGAGCAGUCUUGCCCAAUCACACACCUACAAAAAGAGAGAUCCUGCAGAUGUUCCAUACCAGACAGGACAGCUUCAUCCAGCAAUCCGUGUAGCAGACCUGCUACAACAUAUCACACAGAUGAAGUGUGCGGAAGGUUAUGGGUUCAAAGAGGAAUAUGAGAGUUUCUUUGAAGGACAGGCUGCACCAUGGGAUGUCGCUAAGAAAGAUGAAAACAGAAUGAAGAACAGAUAUGGCAACAUCAUCGCAUAUGACCAUUCCCGUGUACGACUUCAGCCAUUAGAAGGGGAUCCACACUCUGAUUACAUUAAUGGAAAUUAUGUGGAUGGUUACCAUCGCCCUAAUCAUUACAUUGCUACACAAGGUCCAAUGCAAGAAACAGCGUAUGACUUUUGGCGAAUGAUAUGGCAGGAAAAUAUCGCCAGUAUCGUCAUGGUGACAAAUCUGGUAGAAGUGGGAAGGGUCAAGUGCUGCAAAUACUGGCCAGACGAGAUGGAGAUUUACAAAGACAUUAAAGUCACUUUAAUAGAGACAGAACUGCUGGCUGAAUAUGUGAUCCGUACAUUUGCAGUUGAAAAGAGAGGAGUCCACGAAAUCCGUGAGAUCCGUCAGUUCCAUUUCACAGGAUGGCCAGACCAUGGAGUUCCUUACCAUGCUACAGGGCUUUUAGGGUUUGUACGCAGAGUUAAAUCAAAGAGCCCACCCAAUGCAGGUCCACUGGCAGUCCACUGCAGUGCCGGAGCUGGCAGGACAGGAUGCUUCAUCGUCAUUGACAUCAUGUUGGACAUGGCUGAAAGAGAAGGAGUCGUAGACAUUUACAACUGUGUACGGGAACUUCGAUCAAGAAGAGUUAACAUGGUCCAGACUGAGGAGCAGUAUGUGUUUAUUCAUGAUGCAAUAUUAGAAGCAUGCCUUUGUGGUGAUACGUCUGUCCCAGCAUCCCAGCUCAGGUCGGCAUAUCAGGAGAUGAACAAGCUUGAUCCUCAGACAAACUCAAGCCAAAUAAAAGAAGAGUUUCGGACACUAAAUAUGGUAACUCCUACUCUGCGGGUGGAGGACUGCAGUAUAGCCUUGUUACCCAGAAACCAUGAGAAGAAUCGUUGUAUGGAUGUGCUACCACCAGACAGAUGUCUCCCAUUUCUCAUUACUAUCGAUGGGGAAAGUAGUAACUACAUUAAUGCAGCACUAAUGGAUAGCUACAAACAGCCUUCAGCUUUUAUUGUUACACAGCAUCCCCUUCCGAACACGGUCAAAGAUUUCUGGCGGUUAGUGCUGGACUACCACUGUACGUCGCUGGUGAUGCUAAAUGACGUCGAUCCUGCUCAGCUAUGUCCUCAGUACUGGCCAGAGAAUGGUGUGCAUCGCCAUGGUCCAAUCCAGGUGGAGUUUGUAUCAGCUGACUUAGAAGAGGACAUAAUUAGCCGCAUAUUUCGAAUUUACAAUGCAUCCAGGCCGCAGGAUGGAUAUCGGAUGGUACAGCAGUUUCAGUUUUUAGGGUGGCCCAUGUAUCGAGAUACGCCAGUCUCUAAACGAUCCUUCCUCAAACUUAUCCGACAAGUGGAAAAGUGGCAAGAAGAAUAUAAUGGAGGAGAGGGCCGCACAGUUGUACAUUGUUUAAAUGGAGGGGGGCGCAGUGGGACAUUCUGUGCAAUCAGCAUCAUCUGUGAAAUGCUACGGCACCAAAGGGCAGUCGAUGUAUUCCAUGCUGUGAAAACACUAAGAAACAAUAAGCCUAACAUGGUGGACCUGCUGGAACAGUACAAAUUCUGCUACGAAGUAGCUUUGGAGAACUUGAAUUAUGGCCGAUUGCCAGACAGAAGCACACAUUCCAUCCUGUCCCAAGAAUCGAACGUGACACUACAUGAUUUCUGCAUCAAUGACAUGAAGAAAACAUAAUGUUGUUAUGUUUCUGUCUUAAAUGGCUCUUUUUUUGGAGCUCUAUGAACUAUUUGAAGGACAAAAACUGCUUGCACUGCUCAUUCUUCACAUUAAUGCUGCCGUCACCUUGGAGACGGUGCAGCUGUGGGACAUCAAUGUCAUGUCAAAGCAUUGACUCUGCAGAACAUCAUAACUAGAUGGUAAAUUGAGAGCACAAAUUACUUUCUUAUGAAGAAACUUGUAUCUUUUUAAAUAAGUCGUUACCUGUGACUUUAUGUUUAUCAAUGCUAUUUUUGUUGGAUGCUUAUUGUACAUUUUUGUUCUAUGGAAAUGCAAUAUGAAUCAUUAUAAAAGAGAUUUAGCUAUAUUUGUAUCUUUAUUAUAUGAUAUGUGCACACACAAUGAAGUAUAAAUAACAUGAACUAAAGAGACUAACAGUGUAAUAGCAUUAUAUUUGUCAAAGCUGUAGCUUAUUUUAUCAGUAUAUUGUUAAUGCUCAUGGAAACAGAAAAAAAGCUUUGAAGAAAUCAUUAUAUAGCUAAGCAAAUUUAUGACUGACCCCAAAAGGCCAAAGCUUUUUCAUUUGUUUAUAUUGUAAAUAUAUUUUUUUGAUUUUCAUCAGAUUAUUUAUUCAUUAAAAUCUUUUUGUGAAGCAGA